Messenger RNA from Plasmopara halstedii, 537 nucleotides. RefSeq lists its product as uncharacterized. The record is from RefSeq and is a predicted model, not a curated record. NCBI's taxonomy places the organism in Eukaryota, Oomycota, Peronosporomycetes, Peronosporales, Peronosporaceae. The transcript is spliced from 2 exons. Bases 1 to 537 code for a protein of 178 amino acids.
AUGAGUCGUCUCCCCUUCCUGUGCGCCGUUAUUCCACUAGAAAUUGGAUCCGUUGCCAAUUUCCUAACGAUUGCAUCUGAUAUUCCAAAUCAGAAUGAAGUCGUCGAUUGGGACGAUACUAAAAGUGUUGAAAGAAAUCUCGUGACUGUUGACAAUGAGAUGAGAAUGCCUGUAAAUGCAUUAACGUUGACCGAAAAUUUGGAGACUGUCGCAGAGUUGGUUGCGACGUCACUUGCUCAAAACAGCGAGAAUAACGCGAAAAACGUGGCGAUAAUCAUGAACCAUUGGAUGGUUAAAGGUGAACAUCCGGACAAAAUCUAUGGUGACAUGGGAAAUAUUGAUUUGCCAACGUUUAACGCGUGGAUACACUACAUCGAUGUGUACCUGUCGACACAUGUCAAGAAGUCGAUGAAUCCAAUUUUAUCACUUCAUCAAUAUCUUUCCCGUCACUCUGACGUAGUGAUCACUGCAAUUGCCACAAAUGGUCUUGAAACAACUUUAAAACUACAGACGAAGUCGACAUGCUGCUCAAAUUAG